Messenger RNA from Heterocephalus glaber (naked mole-rat), 3693 nucleotides. RefSeq names its product ankyrin repeat and kinase domain containing 1 (gene Ankk1). Gene Ontology annotation, cellular component: cytoplasm. The record is from RefSeq and is a predicted model, not a curated record. Gene Ontology annotation, biological process: protein phosphorylation; regulation of cell cycle process. NCBI's taxonomy places the organism in Eukaryota, Metazoa, Chordata, Mammalia, Rodentia, Bathyergidae. Gene Ontology annotation, molecular function: protein kinase activity; ATP binding; protein binding.
CCCUGCUGGAGGUUUGCCCCGCCUUUGCAGGGCAGGAUCAAUUCCUCCUGGGCUGAAGGAGGGAGGGCCAGUUCACCUUACGGUUCCCACCCUCCUGAGGAGCCGGAAGCGGAGGCAGCCGGCUCCUGAGCUACAGGCCCGCGGGAGUCCCGGGCACAGGGAAGGGCCAGAGUAGCCGCGCCGACCCCAUGGCCGCUGGGCCCGUGGAGCAGCGGCUGGGCAGCCUCAUCAUCUUCACCCGGGGCGACUUCGAGGACGACUGGCUACAAGUAGCUAGCGGUGGCUUCAGCCUGGUGUUCCAGGCGCGGCACAAGCGCUGGAGGACCCAGUACGCCAUCAAGUGCUCCAUCUCUCCACAGCAGGACGCCACCAGCUCCGAUGUGAAUUGCCUCAUUGAAGAAGCAACUAAAAUGGAAAAGAUCAAGUUUCAGCACAUUGUGCCCAUCUAUGGGGUGUGCAAGCAGCCCCUGGGCAUUGUGAUGGAGUUCAUGGCCAAUGGCUCCCUGGAGAAGAUGUUACCCACCCACAGCCUCAGCUGGCAACUCAAGUUCCGCAUCAUCCAUGAGACCAGCUUGGCCAUGAACUUCCUCCACAGCAUUAAGCCCCCUCUGCUCCACCUGGACCUCAAGCCAGGCAACAUCCUGCUGGACAACAAUAUUCAUGUCAAGAUUUCAGACUUUGGCCUGUCCAAGUGGAUGGAAGAGUCAACUCGGAUGCAGUACAUUGAGAGGUCAGCGCUGCGGGGUACUCUCAGCUACAUCCCUCCUGAGAUGUUCCUGCAGAGUAACAAGGCCCCAGGGCCCAAGUACGACGUGUACAGCUUCGGGAUUGUGAUCUGGGAGCUUCUCACUCAGAAGAAACCAUACACAGGACUCAACAUGAUGACCAUCAUCAUCCGAGUAGCAGCGGGCAUGCGGCCCUCCCUGCACCCUGUCUCUGAUGAGUGGCCAGGCGAGGCCCAGCAGAUGGUGGACCUGAUGAGGCGUUGCUGGGAUCAGGACCCCAAGAAGAGACCAUGCUUUCUAGACAUCACAGUUGAGACAGACAUGCUGCUGUCCUUGCUCCAGUGCCCUGUGGCAGACCCUGAAAUUGAGGCCCUGGCCAGGAAGGUGUCCUGUAAACCAUCUCUACGCCACCGGGCCCAGCAGGUCAGUGAGGAAGCCGGUCAGGAGCUAACGGACAGUGAUUCGGGAGAUUAUUUGAAGCAGGUUUUGCAACCCUCUGACAGCGAGAGCUUUGUCCCCAGUGAUGAAGAACUGCGUGUCUACGAGAACAAGGUCAUGCCCCUCCACUUCCUGGUGGCCCAGGGCAGUGUGGAGCAAGUGAGGCUUCUACUGGCCCAUGAGGUUGAUGUGGACUGCCAGACAGCCUCUGGCUACACGCCUCUCCUCAUUGCUGCCCAGGACCAACAGCCUGACCUCUGUGCUCUACUCCUGACACAUGGUGCUGAUGCCAACCUGGUGGAUGAGGAUGACUGGGCCCCGCUGCACUUUGCGGCCCAGAAUGGGGAUGACCGCACUGCCCGCCUGCUCCUGGACCAUGGGGCCCUCGUGGAUGCUCAGGAGCAUGAGGGCUGGACCCCACUUCACCUGGCCACACAGAACAACUUUGAGAAUGUGGCACGGCUUCUGGUCUCCCGUCACGCUGACCCCAACCUGCGUGAAGCUGAGGGGAAGACUCCUCUCCACGUGGCUGCCUAUUUCGGCCAUGUCAGCUUGGUCAAGCUGCUGACCAGCCAGGGAGCUGAGCUGGAUGCUCAGCAAAGAAACCUGAGGACACCACUGCACCUGGCAGUGGAGCGGGGCAAAGUUCGGGCCAUCCAGUACCUGCUGAAGAGUGGGGCAGCCCCUGAUGCCCUUGACCAGAGUGGCUAUAGCCCACUGCACAUUGCCGCUGCCUGCAGCAAGUACCUCAUCUGCAAGAUGCUGCUCAGAUAUGGAGCCAGCCUGGAGCUGCCAACUCAGCAGGGCUGGACGCCUCUGCAUCUAGCAACCUACAAGGGCCACCUAGAGAUCAUCCACCUGCUGGCUGAAAGCCAUGCAGAUAUGGGUGCUCUUGGAAGUAUGAACUGGACCCCCCUACAUCUGGCUGCUCACCACGGGGAAGAGACAGUGUUGUUGGCACUGCUGCAGUGUGGGGCUCACCCCAAUGCUGCUGAGCAGUCGGGCUGGACACCCCUCCACCUGGCAGUCCAGAGGGGUGCCUUCUUGAGUGUUAUCAACCUCCUGGAGCAUGGAGCAGAUGUGCAUGCCUGUAACAAGGUGGGCUGGACACCUGCCCAUCUGGCUGCCCUCAAGGGGAACACAGCCAUCCUCAAAGUUCUGAUCAGGGCUGGUGCCCAGCUGGACAUCCAGGAUGAAGUGGGCUGCACACCGCUGCAACUGGCCCUCAGGAGCCAAAAGCAGAGCAUCGUGGCCUUCCUGGAGGGCAAGGAGCCCUCACUGGCCAUUCUGGGCAGUGUUGAGCCAGGAGCCCAGAUGCAAGUUUAGACUCUACCUUGCUUGGAAAAGGUUGGGGUGGUGGAAAUGAAACUUGGCUUUUGGGAGGACCCCUUCCCUCCUGCUCUUUUGACCUUGAGAGGAAAUAGGAACCUGGUGUCCUGGGUUAUAGAGGCAAGGGGAGAUGUACCACUGAGGUCAUAGCUUGGAAAUAGCCCCUUGGCUUGGACAACUGCUUCCAGCUCCUCCUUCAAGUCAUCUCCAAAGACCCCUGGCCUCGUUUUCAUUCUUUACAUGGAUUCAAACGUCCAGUUCAGCGCUCUCCAGCUCCGAGAUUCCUGUCACAUUGUGUCCCCUGCCUCUGAGUUCAUGGGGUCCUUGCAUCCAAGAAAGCCCCUCUGAAGACAAAGUCAGGUCUACAGAUAAGGGAAGUGGGUUCUUGCCAGCUUAUAUCUUGUGUUGCUGGCCCUCCUCUCAGACUGGGGCAGGGCAGCCAAACUCACCCACUUUGCCCAGGGGCCAGGGGCUCAGAAUUCAGAGUAGCUGCCUGCUGGCUACUUAAGGCCUCAGGCAGCCCAUCACCACAGUGACUGCAUCUUCCCAGUGGGCCUCCCUUGUUUCCUGCAUGGUCUCUUGGCUGUGAAGAAUGGUUGUCCCUACUAUAGAUGAGUGAUCCGAUGUGGGGCACCAGUUUCCUGGUCCCUGGCCCCACACCCUUACACUUCUUUGUGCCCAGAAGUAUGGGCCAUUUCAAAUCUUGGAGUCAAUAAAGCUGUACAUCUGAAUCUCUGCAAUAGAGAUGGAUUGACUGUGGGACUGGGUACAUGUAGGGACCAGUAGUAUGGAGGGUGGGGGAGAGAACUAGCAUAUUGCAUGUGUGUGUAUAAUAUAGUAUGUGAGCUCACCUGGGAGAGAGGUGGAGGGUGCCCGAGGAGAGUUGGAGUGUGUGUGUAUAUAACACAUGUGUGAGUUUACACGAGGGGAAGAGGCAGGGGCAGAUGAGGGGUUGUGGUGGUGAGGAGUGGGUUGUCUGGUCUUGGUGUGGAGCUGGCCAGGCAGUGACUUUCCUGCUUAGCAGCCACUCACAAAGCUGGCUCUCCCUUGGCCACAGCCUAGCCACUUGCCAGCUGGUUGGGGGCAGUUGGGGCAGGGCACACUGACUUUGUGUAGUGAGGGCCCUGGCUCAGCAGCCCUUGGGAGGGCAUGGGAUAGGACAGGUGCCCUGGGGGUCCAGUGCUGCUCCUCGGUGCCUCCC